This is a messenger RNA of Pezoporus occidentalis (night parrot), 3193 nucleotides long. It is a transcript of the gene ZNF385B, whose product is annotated as zinc finger protein 385B. The transcript has 9 exons. Gene Ontology annotation, molecular function: zinc ion binding; nucleic acid binding. NCBI's taxonomy places the organism in Eukaryota, Metazoa, Chordata, Aves, Psittaciformes, Psittacidae. The record is from RefSeq and is a predicted model, not a curated record. Gene Ontology annotation, cellular component: nucleus. The coding region runs from base 838 to 1947 and encodes 369 amino acids.
UAGAAAAGCUGUGAGGAAUCAUUAAUUUUUAUUGGAGGAUUUUCUUCCAGUAACGAACCUCAUCACAAUACAGGCUACUGAUUUUCCCCUGUCUCGUGUUCAUUGUAGAAAAGACAGAGCUAUUUUUAACAUUUACACAGUCUAGAUGGAUGAUUCUUCGUUCUGUGUGGUUUGGAGCUGAAUCUGUAGAGCCUUUCAUAAUUGUAUCUUUCUUUUUUUUUCCUGAUGGUUUGUUUGAAUUUGAUCACUGUAGCUGAUUCCAUGCAUUGAUAAUGAAAGCUUGGGUUGCCUGUUUCUCAGCAUAAAUUCACCUCAGACUUCUACUUUGACAGUGCUCUGUGUUUCGGUACGCAUGAAGAUACAGAACUGAAAUUGCUUUGCUUUCUUUACAAAUGACUCAGAGUGUGCUUGUCCUUCCUUAAAAUGUUGCCAGCGUGUGAAGGAUUUUCAAUGAGCAAUGCAAUAAGCCGGCAUCUGGGAAGGUUUGAGGCUGCACUGGUAUAACAGUGUACUGUCACACAGUUGAUCAGGGCUGGAGCCAAGUCUCUGUAGCAGCGUAGAUCAUAUUGGUCACAUACUGGAAGUUUUGUUUAUGUAACUUGAUUGCUGUUUAAGCUGCUUAAAUAGUAUUGCCAUAAUGUGGAGUGGACUUCCCAGUAGAGCAAGCUGUGCAUUACCCAGGCUUCAUUGGGAUUUUAUAUAUAUUAAGCAAGGCCUUUCAGCAGUGCAUUCCCACCAGAUGCAAGAAAUGGUGCUAUAGUCAAAACCAGAACACUGACACUUUACAAAGCAAACUGCACUACUACAAUUCCUACCCUUGUGCGUACACCUACCUUGAUGAUGCAGCCUCCCCUGGAUAUCAAACCCUUUAUGUCCUUCCCUGUGGACAGCAGCUCUGCUGUUGGAUUCUUCCCAAAUUUUAACACAAUGGAUCCUGUGCAAAAAGCAGUCAUAAACCAUACAUUUGGUGUGUCCAUUCCCCCCAAGAAGAAACAAGUAAUUUCCUGUAAUGUUUGCCAGCUUCGCUUUAACUCGGAUAGCCAGGCCGAGGCCCACUACAAAGGAAGUAAACAUGCCAAGAAGGUCAAAGCACUAGAGGCAACGAAAAAUAAACCCAAAGUUGGUUCUCCCAAGGACAGCGCAAAGGCUAACACAAGCUGCUCUACCACGCAAGUCACAGCCAACAUCUCUGACAAAUCAGAAGAUACAGGGAAAGCAAAACCCAACAGCGCAAUUCAGCAGUCUGGUACAGAAACGGGUCCCUUUCUUCCCAAACCUGGAGCGGCAGCAGUAGCACCUGUAACACCUGCAUCAUCUUCCAAGAGCACGAAUGGAGCUGCUAACACAGUUUCUGAGUCUGAAGAGGAAAAAGCCAAAAAACUACUUUACUGUUCAUUAUGCAAAGUGGCUGUGAAUUCCCUGUCACAACUAGAAGCCCACAAUACAGGGUCCAAGCACAAGACUAUGGUUGAGGCUCGGAAUGGUGCUGGUCCCAUCAAGUCUUACCCUCGACCUGGAUCCCGUCUGAAGGUGCAGAAUGGCAGUAAAGGCUCAGGACUGCAGAACAAGACAUUUCAUUGUGAAAUCUGUGAUGUCCAUGUCAAUUCAGAAAUUCAGCUUAAACAGCAUAUUUCCAGCCGAAGGCAUAAGGACAGAGUUGCAGGAAAGCCCAUGAAACCUAAAUAUAGUCCCUACAACAAACUGCAGCGCAGCCCAAGUAUUUUAGCAGCAAAACUUGCAUUCCAGAAGGACAUGAUUAAGCCGCUGGCUCCCGCUUUCCUUUCAUCUCCUCUUGCUGCGGCUGCAGCUGUAUCAUCAGCUCUGUCCCUUCCUCCGCGUCCCUCUGCCUCCUUGUUCCAGGCACCUGCAAUACCACCAGCUCUUCUCAGGCCAGGCCAUGGUCCCAUCCGGGCAACACCUGCCUCCAUACUUUUUGCACCAUACUAAUUUAUUGAUGUGAAGAAGAGAUAACAUGGCCAGUAGGAAGAGUAAAAGACAGACAGGAAAGGGGUUGAGAUUUUAAAAUGUCUUUCUCUUUUGAAAUGCCAUCCUGCGUGACACCUCAACCAACCACACCAUAAAACUCAUCACUGGCGGUACUGCGUUUUGGAGUCUUGACAACUCUCUCAGUCUCUCUCUCUCUCUUGUUUUAAUCAUGAUAGAGUGAUUUGCUAAAAGCUUCAUUGCUCAUAACAUUUAUACCAUUAAAGUUUCAUGCAUUUAUUAAUAUUUUUUUCAAUGUGUAUGAUGCACCUUGGAAUCAAGGAACAUAAAAUAUUUUCCUGACAGACUUGAAAACUAGGGUCUUCCUAACUCCCACUUAUGUAAAUACUUCUCUGAAAACCAAUGGAGUAUAACCUAAUGUGGAAAGAAAGGUAGAUGAACCAAAUGCCUGAUUGUGGAUAACAUCUCAAAAAUGCAUUGCAUCCUUUGUUUGUUUCGGGUUUUUGUUUUCCCCAGUGUGCUCUUGUUGACAGGGAUUGUGUACUGUCCUAGGUCCCAGUACUGGUGUAUCUUGUGUAGUACUAAAGAUGUAUCACAUGUCUGAUUUUAAUAUUUUUAGUUUCUGUGCAAAUGUUUGAAAGCAAUGCAGUGCUGAAGCUUUUGAUUAUUUCUUUUGUGUCACACUUUAUUUAGAGAAAUUAAAAUAGAAAGCCAUAUACCAUAUAGUUAAGGUUACUACUUGUUUGCUACUUUGAUUUAACUUAUUUUUGUUGUUGCCUCACUGGUGUUGCUAAGCAAUGUUUAAAGAUAAAAAAAGCUUUUCAAUUGCACAUUACCACAGCUCACAUGCAUUGUUCAAGAAGAGAAUGGAUCCAUGUAUUUCUACGUAAAUAUCUUUUUCUUCAUUUAUAACUAGUUUUCUUUGUAACGAUGCUGCAUAAUGUUGUGGCUCCCUAAUGCAAUAAUGUACAGAACAUAAAAUAUUUAUAAUUGACUGUAUUCUCUGUUUACUGAAUAUAUUGCAGUAAUGUCCCACCUAUCUUCUUACUUUCCCAACCCUUUUAUAAAGGUGAUAUCAAUAUGCAGUACUCAUACUGAAGUCAUUAUGUGAUAUUGGGGACAACAGGUGGAAGAAAGGAAAAAAAAAAAUAGAAUUAACUUUUACAGCAUCUUUAUCUGCAAUCCAUAAUAGUAAAAUGUCUGUGUAUUUUUUUAAAUGUACCUUUUCAAUAAAAUGAUAAGAAAAAUA